AUGAAGAUAACAGGGGCCAUUCUGCUCUUCGCUCUGGCACUUUGCUGCUUCUACUCAGAUGCUGCUGGCCAGGCUGGUACGGGUUUCUGCAGUGAGUACGAGGAGCCUCCAGAAAUAUGCCCCACGGAAUACAACCCUGUUUGUGGCACUGAUGGGGAAACAUACAGCAACAAAUGCUUCUUUUGCGCAGCAGUCUAUGAAAACCUUGGAAGUCUUUGCUUUGCGCACUAUGGAGAAUGCGAGUCACAUGAGAAGGCCAAACAAAAAGAUGCUGUCGGCUAUGGCUAUAAUGGUCAGGGGUUCUGCAGUGAGUACCAGAGUCCUCCAACUUUCUGCACCUUGGACUAUCACCCAAUCUGUGGCACUGAUGGCAACACAUACGGCAACAAAUGUGUCUUUUGUAGAGCAGUCUUGAUUGCCGCCCUGAAUUCUGUGUCUCUGACUUUCUCCCUAGUGAAAACCUUGGAAGUCUUUGCUUUGCAUAUGAUGGAGAAUGCUGAAUCCCUGGGGAUCCCGAGCGCUGAUAUGGAGCUGAACCCCAUUUGCUUCUAG
Molecule: messenger RNA, 552 nt
Organism: Gopherus flavomarginatus (Mexican gopher tortoise)
Lineage: Eukaryota; Metazoa; Chordata; Testudines; Testudinidae
Product: ovomucoid-like
Exons: 7
Coding region: 1-552 (183 amino acids)
Molecular function (GO): protein binding; serine-type endopeptidase inhibitor activity
Source: RefSeq, a predicted model, not a curated record